AGUCACCAGUCGCAUUUCGAGUUUGCGCCGUCGAAUUUUUCUGGGUGUGUCACUAAAAUUUCAAUACAAGAAACAUCAAAAUGAGUGGCCAACAAUACUACCCGUACAAAUGCACCCCCACCGUGUACCCCGCGGAGCCUUUCGACCCCGCGGCGGAUGCGGAGACGCUCCGCAAAGCGAUGAAAGGUUUCGGCACCGAUGAGAAGGCCAUCAUCGACGUACUAUGCCGCCGCGGCAUUGUUCAGCGGCUCGAGAUCGCCGAGACCUUCAAGACCAACUAUGGCAAGGACCUAAUCAGCGAACUGAAGAGUGAGCUGACCGGCAACUUGGAGAAUGUGAUUGUCGCCCUGAUGACCCCUCUGCCCCAUUUCUAUGCCAAAGAAUUGCACGACGCCGUUGCGGGACUUGGUACAGAUGAGGAAGCUAUCAUUGAGAUCCUCUGCACUCUCUCCAACUACGGCAUCAGGACCAUCUCUGCAUUCUACGAGCAGUUGUACAACAAAAGCUUAGAAUCAGACCUCAAAGGUGACACAUCCGGUCACUUCAAAAGGCUAUGCGUAUCCCUCUGCAUGGCCAAUCGCGAUGAAAACCAAGGAGUAGAUGAAUCAGCUGCCAAGGCUGACGCUGAGGCCCUUGCCAAUGCUGGCGAAGGUCAAUGGGGCACUGAUGAAUCUGUGUUCAACUCUAUCCUUAUAACACGAUCCUACCAACAACUCCGACAGAUCUUUGCAGAAUAUGAGCAAAUGACGGGCAAAGAUAUUGAAGAAUCUAUCAAGAAGGAAUUUUCAGGAAGCGUUGAAAAGGGCAUGCUGGCUAUCGUGAAAUGCGUUAAAAGUAAAGUUGGUUUCUUCGCUGAACGCCUGUACUAUUCGAUGAAGGGGUUGGGCACUAACGAUAAGACCCUCAUCAGAAUUAUUGUCAGCCGUUCCGAAAUCGAUCUUGGGGAUAUCAAACAGGCUUUCCUGGACAAAUACGGCAAAACCUUGGACAGCUGGAUUGCUGAUGACCUAGACGGUGAUUUCAAGAGAGUGCUAGUCACACUUUGUGCUUAAUCCUGCAAAAUAAUCUGUUAAAAGCAAAAUUAUUUUUAAUAUACAUGUAUUUUGUUGAGCUUUCGCAUGCAAUUGUCUGCCUUUAGACUGUUAAGAAGUACAAAAAACAUAUAAUAUAUUUUGCAGGAUGAUACGAAGGGAGACUACAAAAGGGUGUUACUUACUCUCGUUUCUUAAGAAAAGCAUAAUUGCUUAAGCAAAGCAUAAUAGUUAAGUGAAACUGAUUGUACGUUCGCCUUGUAAUGUUCUUGUUCCGAUAUGAAACUGCCUUUAUAUUAUUGAUUGUUGAACAAUAUAUUUUGGAAAUAAAAAGCUUGAUAUUUUUAUGAAAUGAGAUAUUUAUUGGUGCUCUAGUUUUGUUCACGAUAUACAUAUUUACAUUAAAUUACUU
Molecule: messenger RNA, 1443 nt
Organism: Diatraea saccharalis (sugarcane borer)
Lineage: Eukaryota; Metazoa; Arthropoda; Insecta; Lepidoptera; Crambidae
Source: the annotation of a GenBank genome assembly